Lagopus muta (rock ptarmigan) is the source of this 665-nucleotide messenger RNA. RefSeq names its product UBA like domain containing 2 (gene UBALD2). Gene Ontology annotation, molecular function: protein binding. The record is from RefSeq and is a predicted model, not a curated record. The coding region runs from base 49 to 552 and encodes 167 amino acids. NCBI's taxonomy places the organism in Eukaryota, Metazoa, Chordata, Aves, Galliformes, Phasianidae. The transcript has 3 exons.
GUCCCCCCUGCCACCCCCCCCGCCCCCCCGGGUUGGGCCGGCCCCGCCAUGUCGGUGAACAUGGAGGAGCUGCGGCACCAGGUGAUGAUCAACCAGUUCGUGCUGGCGGCCGGCUGCGCCGCCGACCAGGCCAAGCAGCUGCUGCAGGCGGCCCAUUGGCAGUUCGAGACCGCCCUGAGCGCCUUUUUCCAGGAGACCAACAUUCCCAACAGCCACCACCACCACCAGAUGAUGUGCACCCCAAGCAACACGCCGGCCACUCCGCCCAACUUCCCGGAUGCUCUCGCCAUGUUCUCCAAGCUGCGAACCUCCGAAAACCUCCAGAGCAGCAACAGCCCCAUCACCUCCAUGGCCUGCUCCCCCCCGGGCAGUUUCAGCCCCUUCUGGGCCUCCUCACCCCCCAGCCAACAGCCCUCCUGGCUGCCCCCCUCCUCGCCCACAGCCCACGGCCUCCAUCACCACCUGCACCACCCGCAGCCCUCCUGGCCCCCCGCGCCCCCCCCAGCCGCCCCCCCACAGAAAGCCAUGGCCACAAUGGAUGGCCAAAGAUAAGGGGGGGGGGGGGGAGGGGGAGAAACAGGGCCAGGGCGUUUGCAGCAGGGGGGGCUUCCUGAGAAACGCACUGGAAUCAUUUUCUAGGUUUUAUCCUUUGUUGGUUAUUUUUU